ACCAACCACGCAAAAUGGAAGAAAAAUCGGAAGAAAAUUUUAAAAUAACCCAAGAAAUUAUACAAAUUAAACCAAAAACUAAAUAUUUAAGUGCCACGGAGUUAACCACAUUAAGAAAUCAUGAAAUUCAAAACAGCACAGCCGGCUUGAAAAGAACAAAAGUGGAAAACUCGCCGGAAGAACAAAAUGAUUUGGAAAAGUUGUAUGAUAAUUUACAAAGCCAAUUGUCUAGACCUCGCAUAGAACGCUUGGCCGGCAGAGCUGUGGGUGUUUGGGAUUCGGCUAAGCAAUUGGUGCGUGUGGAACGUAAAGAUGGCAAAUUUGGUAAUUUUGGCUUUAGCAUUGAGGGACAAUUGUAUUUGGAGUAUUAUGAGGCGUUAUUUUUAUUAGAAGUGAAUCGCCUACAGCUGGAAUACAACUCUACAAUAGUGUCCAUUGAGCAAGCCUACUUAUUGCUAAUGGGCGAGCAGCAUUCCCCCAAAUACCAGGAAUAUCUAGUCUAUUCCAAUCUUACCAGAGUGGGCUAUAUUUUGGUGAAACAUCAAAAUAUACACUUCCAGACACAACAAAUCAAUAACGAAGCCGAUUGUGUAUGGGCGGUUUUGGAAGCUGAACUACAAAAUGAAUCGGUAGCGGACUAUGUCAAGAAAACACAAUUUUAUAAAAAAGUUAAACAAAAAUUUGAUUCAGUGAAAAAUAUAAUUAAAAAUCAAACGGUAUAUGAAGAAGAAAAGGAACAGGAAAUGACAACAACUGCCUCAAAUACAUCUAGUGAAUUGAAAUUUUCGCAAAAAAUUAAACCCAAUUUAAAAAGAAAAGCUAAUAAUGAAGAGAGCCAAAAUGAAUGGCUAACAGCCAAAAGACAUUGUAAUUAUGCUCUCAAAGUAUUUCAGCAUAGUUUGGUGGAUUUCCUUAAAGAGGAAGAUGAUUACAAGCAAUUUAAAGAAAUAUUUGAAAAAUUCGAUUUGGUGCCUUUAAAAUUAAAUAAAGAAAAAGAAAGGGAUGAAAUGGAUGAAGAGAAUAAAGAAGCAGAGACAGAUAUUGAAAGUGACCAAGAAAUAGAUGAAGUGUUUACAAAAUUCUCCAUUAAUUUCGAUGUUUAUUUACACAAUGAAGGCUUUCGCAAAAGCUCUCCCCAUUUACCCAAUUUUCGUGUUAUUGUUUUGCAGCCCCAGCAAAAGUUUGCCACCCAUGAUGAAAUAUUUCGCACACAUUGUCAACAAUUGAAUGCGGUACCCUUAUUAAUUGUCUCCGUAAAUGAUUCCAAACAAAUGCAGGCAUUUUUAUAUUAUUUUAGUUAAUAUCUAUUCUAUUUAAAUUUCUAAACAAUUUACCUCAAAUUCUUAUUUGUUUAUGACUUGCUGUUAAUUAUGGCGUUUAAAUAAUAUUUUAACGCCUCAUUUAUUAAUUCCAUUCAUUUAUUUAAUAGUUGAUGUUCCAUGUUCAUAUUUUUAUGUGUAAUUAAUAUCUUUAUUUUUGUAUUUGGCACCGUUUGUUUCCAGAUCUCGCUUCUAACGUUUAAUACAAACAAUAAAAUUAGAGUUUUCUGGGGUAUUUUUUUUGUUUUUCGAUAAUAUAAUUUUCAUGGUUCAUUAAAUUUGUUAAAUUUAUUUAAAACUACUACCUGCUGAGCGUAUACGCAAUUUAUUUGUGUUUAUUUUUUUUGUUAGAGAAAUAUGUAUUUGUUUUUCUAAAACAUUGAUUGCCUGCCUUAGGUGUAAAAAGAUCGCUAAAGACUUUGCAUUAUUGGUUAAAAUUUAUUACAAAUAUUGUUAAAACUUUAGGUAAUACCCCUGAAAACAAGUCUACCCCCACCAUUUAAAUGAUACAAAAGACAGAUAUUUAUUCUUAUUAUACAUAUAUAUUCCAAAUCAUUUGACGUAUAAAUUGUAUAUUGUUAAACGAAAAUUAAAUAUAAACAAUUGUGUCGUUGUUAUUGUUUUAGCGGUUAAACACAAAAUUUGUUAAUUAAAAUGUUUGUUUAUUAUUUUGUAUAUUUAGUAUAUUAAUGAAAUGUAUAAAGAAACCAACAAUAAGUCAAAUCAAAUCAACUAAUUAUUAAAGUAAAUUCAAUUUCUUGCUACUAAUUCAAAUAAAUACCAAAAUUUGUGUCCUAAA
This is a messenger RNA of Calliphora vicina (urban bluebottle blowfly), 2118 nucleotides long. RefSeq names its product tRNA splicing endonuclease subunit 54 (gene Tsen54). Gene Ontology annotation, biological process: tRNA-type intron splice site recognition and cleavage. NCBI's taxonomy places the organism in Eukaryota, Metazoa, Arthropoda, Insecta, Diptera, Calliphoridae. The coding region runs from base 15 to 1301 and encodes 428 amino acids. The transcript is spliced from 4 exons. The record is from RefSeq and is a predicted model, not a curated record. Gene Ontology annotation, cellular component: tRNA-intron endonuclease complex.